CACAGAGAUUUACACACAUGGCUUUGAUUUCGGAUAGACGGCCCGAAUGUUCCUGUGACCGUGACUCCCAUGAGGCCCAUAGUGUCCUACGACGACAUCGCGUCAACUCCUGAGCCAGCCACCUCCCCCCCGCCCGCAAAGAAACGCAAGACGAACCAUAAUAGAAAGCAACGAAACCGAAAUCGCGGCCGCCGGGAAGAAGAGAGCAGGGAGCUCACACACGAUGAGAUCUGGGACGACUCGGCGCUGAUUGAGGCUUGGGCGGCUGCGAACGAGGAGUAUGCUGCUCACCACGGCGAAAAUGACAAGAGCUGGAAAGACGAGCCCACAGAGUCGCCACUUUGGUGUAAUGUUCCACCUGACGAUGGGAAUGACCUAGAGCCCACCCCCGAAGACUCCAAACCGCUCAACUUUGAUACGUUUGUUCCUUCGCAUGACUCGUCGUUGUCUGGGUUUGUGUCCCAGGAUGAGGCGCUUGAGAGGGCGAUGAGUGCGAUGUAUUGGGCUGGGUACUGGACGGCGGUGUAUCAUCAUCGUAGUCGGGCUGUCCAGGAGGAAGAGGAGGAGGUCAAAGAUGAGGGGGAGGCUGAGGAAGAUGUGGUCGAGGUCGAGGAAGAUUUGGUUAGCACACAACGGUGAGAUGACAUGGUGUGCAGCCUUGUCUCGUUGCAGAGCCGAUAUUGAAGAUCAUAAACGGAUGGGAAGAUUGUUAAUAACUCCCUCAUUAUGCAACGGUAAAUCAUCUGUACAGUACAAUACACACUUCGAAUGCAUCUUCAAUCCUCCUCGAUUUCCAGGCG
Messenger RNA from Guyanagaster necrorhizus, 800 nucleotides. RefSeq lists its product as uncharacterized. The transcript is spliced from 4 exons. NCBI's taxonomy places the organism in Eukaryota, Fungi, Basidiomycota, Agaricomycetes, Agaricales, Physalacriaceae. Bases 70 to 639 code for a protein of 189 amino acids. The record is from RefSeq and is a predicted model, not a curated record.